Molecule: messenger RNA, 5863 nt
Organism: Pelecanus crispus (Dalmatian pelican)
Lineage: Eukaryota; Metazoa; Chordata; Aves; Pelecaniformes; Pelecanidae
Source: RefSeq, a predicted model, not a curated record
GCUGGAAAAAGACAGUUGGUAAGCUGGGAUUUGGACACCACUUGGGUGGAUUUUGUCCAGUUUUACAUCCAGAUAGGAGGAGACAGUUCUUCAUGCAAUAAACCAGACAGCAGAGAAGAAGGUGUGCUUCUGCAGUACAGCAAUAAUGGCGGCAUCAACUGGCAGCUACUAGCAGAAAUGUAUUUCUCUGACUUCAGCAAACCCAGAUUUGUCUAUCUGGAGCUGCCAGCUGCAGCCAAGACACCUUGCACAAGGUUUCGCUGGUGGCAGCCCGUGUUUUCAGGGGAAGGGUAUGAUCAGUGGGCCAUCGAUGACAUCAUCAUUUUGUCAGAGAAGCAGAAGCACAUCAUUCCUGUUGUUAAUCCCACUUUACCACAGAACUUUUAUGAAAAGCCAGCAUUUGAUUACCCUAUGAACCAGCUGAGCAUAUGGUUAAUGUUGGCCAACGAAGGGAUGACCAAAAAUGAAAGUUUCUGCUCUGCCACCCCCUCUGCCAUGCUCUUUGGUAAAUCAGAUGGGGAUCGGUUUGCAGUGACUCGAGAUUUAACUCUGAAGCCUGGAUACGUCCUGCAGUUCAAGCUGAACAUUGGUUGCACUAACCAGUACAGCAGCUCUGCUCCCGUUCUGCUUCAGUACUCGCACGAUGCUGGGCUAUUCUGGUCCCUCGUGAAGGAGGGUUGCUACCCUGCGUCUCCAGGCACAAAAGGCUGCGAGGGAAGCUCCCGGGAGCUGAGUGAGCCGACCGUGUAUCACACAGGAGACUUUGAGGACUGGACAAGAAUUACUAUUGUUAUCCCCAGGUCGCUUGCAGCCAGUAAGACUCGAUUCCGCUGGAUCCAGGAGAGCAGCUCCCACAAGAGCGUGCCUCCUUUCGGCUUAGAUGGCGUUUACAUUUCUGAGCCUUGCCCCAGCUACUGCAAUGGUCAUGGGGACUGUGUCUCGGGAGUCUGCUUCUGUGACCUGGGCUACACAGCAUCACAUGGAACCUGUGUGUCUAAUGUGCCUAAUCACAGUGAGAUGUUCGACAGGUUUGAGAGAAAGCUAAGCCCUCUCUGGUACAAGAUAACAGGAGGUCAGGUUGGGACAGGCUGUGGUGUGCUCAGUGACGGAAGAUCUCUGUACUUCAAUGGACCUGGCAAAAGGGAGGCAAGGACUGUUCCCCUGGACACCACAAAUAUCAGGCUAGUUCAAUUUUAUGUACAAAUUGGAAGCAAGGCUAUGGGUAACGCCUGCAACAGACCAAGAGCCAGGAAUGAAGGGCUUGUUGUUCAAUACACAAAUGAUAACGGGAUCACCUGGCAUUUGCUGCGAGAGCUGGACUUCAUGUCGUACCUGGAACCCCAGGUUGUUUCGAUAGACUUACCUCGGGAAGCCAAAACCCCCGCCACCGCUUUCCGCUGGUGGCAGCCACAACAUGGAAAGCAUUCAGCUCAGUGGGCCUUGGACGAUGUCCUUAUAGGGAUGAAUGACAGCUCUCAGACUGGCUUCCAGGAUAAAUUUGAUGGAACUGUGGAUUUACAAGCAAGCUGGUACAGAAUACAAGGAGGUCAAGUAGACAUCGACUGCCUGUCUAUGGAUACAGCUCUGAUGUUCAGUGAAAACAUCGGAAAACCUCGUUAUGCCGAGACCUGGGACUUCCAUGUAUCAGCCUCCACUUUCUUGCAAUUUGAGCUGAGCAUGGGUUGCAGCAAGCCAUACAGCAAUUCCCAUAGCAUUCACCUGCAGUAUUCUUUAAACAAUGGGAGAGACUGGCACCUGGUGACAGAGGAGUGCGUCCCUCCAACCAUCGGCUGUCAGCACUACACUGAGAGCUCCAUCUACACUUCAGAAAGAUUCCAAAACUGGAAGAGAAUUACAGUCUACCUCCCACCCUCAACCAACUCUCCCAGAACACGGUUCAGAUGGAUUCAGUACAACUAUGCUUCUGGUGUUGAUUCUUGGGCUAUUGAUAACGUGGUCCUGGCUACAGGGUGCCCCUGGAUGUGCUCAGGCCACGGCAUCUGUGAUGCAGGUCGUUGUGUGUGUGACAGAGGCUUUGGUGGUCCAUACUGUGUCCCUGUCAUUCCUCUGCCGUCUGUCCUGAAGGAUGAUUUCAAUGGUAACUUGCAUCCAGACCUUUGGCCUGAGGUUUACGGUGCUGAGAGGGGAAACCUGAAUGGUGACACCAUCAAGUCUGGAACAGCUCUCAUUUUUAAAGGGGAAGGACUGAGAAUGCUUGUUUCAAGAGAUCUAGAUUGCACUAAUACCGUGUACAUCCAGUUUUCAUUUAAAUUUAUUGCCAAAGGCACCCCCGAGAGGUCUCAUUCCAUCCUGCUGCAAUAUUCUGUCAACGGUGGCAUCACUUGGCACCUGAUAGAUGAGUUUUACUUCACGCAGACUACGGAUGUCCUCUUUAUUAACGUUCCUCUGCCCUACGCAGCCCAAAGCAACGCAACGCGGUUCAGGCUCUGGCAACCUUACAACAACGGCAAAAAAGAAGAAAUCUGGAUUAUCGAUGACUUCAUUAUUGAUGGAAAUAACCUAAAGAAUCCCAUGAUCCUUUUGGAUACAUUUGACUUUGGUCCCAAAGAGGACAACUGGUUUUUCUAUCCAGGCGGAAACAUUGGGCUUUAUUGCCCAUAUUCAUCUAAGGGAGCCCCGGAAGAAGAUUCAGCUAUGGUAUUUGUUUCAAAUGAAGUUGGAGAACACUCCAUUACAACAAGGGACCUGAGUGUGAAUGAAAACACUAUAAUCCAGUUUGAGAUCAAUAUCGGCUGCACCACUGAUAGCUCCUCUGCCGACCCGGUAAAGCUGGAGUUCUCACGAGAUCUGGGGGCAACCUGGCACCUGCUGCUCCCCUUGUGCUACAGCAGCAGCAGCCACCUCAGCUCCCUGUGCUCCACUGAGCAUCACCCAAGUAGCACUUACUAUGCGGGCACCACCCAGGGCUGGAGAAGGGAGGUCAUUCACUUCAGAAAACUGCACCUCUGUGGGUUGGCAAGGUUCAGAUGGUACCAAGGGUUUUACUCUGCUGGAUCCCAGCCAGUGACUUGGGCCAUUGACAACGUGUACAUCGGCCCACAGUGUGAGGAGAUGUGCAACGGGCAUGGCAGCUGUAUCAAUGGCACAAAGUGCAUCUGCGACCCCGGGUACUCUGGGCCAACCUGCAAAAUAAGUACCAAGAACUCUGACUUCCUUAAGGAUGAUUUUGAAGGUCAGCUGGAGUCUGAUAGAUUCCUGCUUGUGAGUGGUGGAAAACCAUCAAGGAAAUGUGGUAUCAUGUCUGGAGGAAACAACCUCUUCUUUAAUGAAGAAGGCUUACGUAUGCUGAUGACUCGAGACCUAGAUUUGUCACAAGCCAGAUUUGUGCAGUUCUUCAUGAGACUGGGAUGCGGCAAGGGGGUGCCAGACCCCAGGAGCCAGCCUGUGCUGCUGCAGUAUUCGCUCAAUGGGGGCCUUACAUGGAACCUUCUCCAGGAGUUUCUCUUCAGUAACUCCAGCAAUGUGGGACGAUACAUCGCCCUGGAAAUUCCCUCGAAGGCCCGUUCCAGCUCCACUCGGCUUCGCUGGUGGCAACCAUCUGAGAAUGGGCAUUUCUACAGUCCCUGGGUAAUCGACCAGAUUCUUAUUGGAGGAAACAUCUCUGGCAAUACGGUAUUAGAAGACGAUUUCACCACACUGGAUAGUAGAAAGUGGCUGCUCCAUCCUGGUGGAACAAAGAUGCCCGUCUGUGGCUCUACUGGGGAUGCUCUAGUGUUCAUUGAGAAAGCUAGCACCCGCUACGUUGUCACCACUGACAUCGUUGUCAACCAAGACUCUUUCUUGCAAAUAGAUUUUGCAGCAUCCUGCUCUGUCACGGACUCCUGUUAUGCUAUCGAACUGGAAUAUUCAGUGGACCUUGGGCUGACCUGGCACCCGAUUUUGAGAGACUGUCUUCCCACUAAUGUGGAAUGCAACAAGUACCAUCUCCAGAGAAUUCUCAUUUCGGACACUUUCAACAAGUGGACCCGGGUUACUUUGCCUCUGCCUCCCUAUACUAGGUCUCAAGCAACUCGUUUCCGCUGGCACCAGCCUGCUCCUUUCGAUAAGCAGCAAACGUGGGCAAUCGAUAACGUCUAUAUUGGGGAUGGCUGCAUAGACAUGUGCAGCGGCCAUGGGAAGUGCACACAAGACAACUGUGUCUGCGAUGAGCACUGGGGUGGGCUGUACUGCGACGAGCCAGAGACGCCCCUUCCAACACAACUGAAAGAUAACUUCAAUCGCUCGCCAUCGAACCAGAACUGGCUGACGGUGAACGGAGGCAAACUGAGCACGGUCUGCGGGGCGGUAGCCUCUGGGAUGGCUCUUCACUUCAGCGGGGGCUGCAGCCGUAUGUUAGUUACAGUGGACUUGAACCUCACCAGUGCAGAAUUCAUCCAGUUUUAUUUCAUGUAUGGAUGUCUGAUAACUCCUAAUAACCGCAACCAAGGAGUGCUGCUGGAGUAUUCUGUGAAUGGCGGAAUCACCUGGAGCCUCUUAAUGGAAAUUUUCUAUGAUCAAUUCAGCAAGCCCGGUUUUGUGAACAUCCUUCUUCCCUAUGAUGCCAAAACCAUUGGGACACGCUUCCGCUGGUGGCAGCCUAAACACGAUGGCCUGGACCAGAAUGACUGGGCUAUUGACAACGUGUUGAUCUCCGGCUCAGCUGACCAGAGAACAGUGAUGCUGGACACCUUCAGCAGCGCUCCCCUGCCGCAGCAUGAGCGCUCCCCUGCUGACGCAGGGCCCACCGGGAGGAUCGCCUUUGACAUGUUCAUGGAAGAAAAAACUACAGUGAAUGAACACUGGUUAUUCCAUGAUGAUUGCUCAAUUGAGAGGUUUUGUGAUUCUCCUGAUGGUGUCAUGAUCUGCGGGAGCCAUGACGGCAGAGAGGUCUACGCAGUCACCCAUGACCUGACUCCUACAGAAGGCUGGAUUAUGCAGUUCAAGGUUUCUGUUGGAUGCAAAACCUCAGAAAAACUUGCACAAAAUCAGGUCCACGUACAGUAUUCCACUGACUUUGGUGUUAGCUGGAGUUACUUAGUACCUCAGUGUUUACCAGCCGAUCCAAAAUGUUCUGGGAGUGUUUCACAGCCAUCUGUCUUCUUUCCCACAAAAGGAUGGAAAAGAGUAACUUACUCACUGCCUGAAAACCUUGUGGGCAAUCCCGUGAGGUUUCGGUUCUACCAGAAAUACUCAGAUAUGCAGUGGGCCAUCGAUAAUUUCUAUCUGGGCCCUGGUUGUCUGGAAAACUGUAGAGGUCAUGGAGACUGCCUGAAAGAGCAAUGCAUCUGUGAUCCCGGGUAUUCGGGACCAAACUGCUAUCUGACCCAAACACUGAAGACCUUCCUGAAAGAGCGCUUUGACAAUGAAGAAAUUAAACCAGAUUUAUGGAUGUCCUUGGAAGGUGGAAAUACCUGUACUGAGUGCGGGAUUCUCGCAGAAGACACAACUCUGUAUUUUGGAGGUGCAACUGUGAGGCAGGCUGUCACUCAAGAUCUGGACCUGCGAGGGGCAAAAUUUCUACAAUACUGGGGGAGAAUUGGGAGUGAAAACAACAUGACAACAUGCCAUAGACCAACUUGCAGAAAGGAAGGCGUGCUGCUAGACUAUUCCAUUGAUGGAGGGAUAUCCUGGACUUUGCUUCAUGAGAUGGAUUACCAAAAAUACAUCUCAGUCAGGCAUGACUACAUCCUCCUCCCUGAACACGCUCUGACCAAUACAACCCGCUUGCGCUGGUGGCAGCCUUUUACAAUCAGCAACGGGAUCGUGGUUUCAGGCCCUGACCGGGCGCAGUGGGCGCUGGAUAACAUCCUGAUCGGAGGAGCAGAGAUCAACCCCAGCCAGCUGGUAGAUACGUUUGAUGAUG